This is a messenger RNA of Prorocentrum cordatum, 956 nucleotides long. Lineage: Eukaryota; Dinophyceae; Prorocentrales; Prorocentraceae. The record is from the annotation of a GenBank genome assembly.
GCCACCCGCUGCACCGACAGGCGGCUGCCACCAAACCCAUCGGCCUGGGCAACGCGGAUGUUAAGAUCCUAGCCGCCGCUUGCGUCAUGCCCAUUGCCGCGAACUCUGCUAGCCUGAUAGGGGAGGAACAGAAGUGCGUCAGCGGGAGGGACAUGAUUGAGAACGUGGUGAGGGCGGAGGCUUGGGGGGUGGAGAAAUGCAUGACGGCGUCUUCAGACGCGGCUUUACUGUUGACUGACUUCGCGUCAGCGUUUCCUAGCCUGGCGCAGGAGUGGUUUUUCUUCGUGCUUGAGGCCAUGGGCAUUCCUUCCCCGCUCGUCCACUUCUUCCGAAUGAUGCACUCCGAUAACACCGCUAUCCUCUCACUUCGUGGUCGUCGUCACGGGCUUAUUCGUAUCGCGUCUGGGGCCAAACAAGGCUGCCCCGCCUCCAUGAUCCUCUUCGUUCUCGCCGUGAACCCUCUGUUGGCAUGGAUUAGGGCGUCCCUCGGCUCAGCGCUGGGGCUGUCUCUUGCAUAUGCCGAUGACUUCGGUUUUGGAGUUGAGCGAAUCUCCUCAUCACUCAAAGCGCUUCUUGACAGCUUGGAAGCACUGGCGACGGUUGCCAACCUUCGGCUGAACUUUCGGAAGUGCCAGGUGGUCGUCUGCGGGACUAUGGACACAUCACCCAUCCGCUCCUUCCUCCGCUCCUUUGGUGCGCCCUACAACCUCAUUCAGGUCCCCCUCUCCGCCGCCUACCUUGGCUUCCCGAUCGGCCCCGAGGGCGCCGCGCAGGUCAUGUGUGUUAGCAAGCUCCUGUUCAGGCUUCAGCUCUACCCGCCCUCCCAGGAGCUGGUGUCCGCCUACCGCAACGGAGUGCUCCUCCUCACCUCGGGGCCCAGGAACGCCAUCUCCUACAACGUCGCCACGAAACUUACCCGCGUCGGAUUCGCCGCUGAAUUCCUGGAGCUCGACGCG